This is a messenger RNA of Belonocnema kinseyi, 981 nucleotides long. RefSeq lists its product as uncharacterized. NCBI's taxonomy places the organism in Eukaryota, Metazoa, Arthropoda, Insecta, Hymenoptera, Cynipidae. The coding region runs from base 1 to 981 and encodes 326 amino acids. Gene Ontology annotation, biological process: DNA integration. The record is from RefSeq and is a predicted model, not a curated record. Gene Ontology annotation, molecular function: nucleic acid binding. The transcript is spliced from 3 exons.
AUGUCUCUCGAUCCAACCGCGACUAUUAAAAUUUUAGGUCUUCACUGGAAUCCUCAAUCAGAUUCCAUCGUCUAUACGGUCAAACUACCAGAUCAGGGAGUCAUAAAAGUAGGAGGCAGGCUUCAGAAUGCUAACAUAGCACCUUCUCAAAAGCAUCCAAUUGUCUUACCGCGUAAUCAUCACGUGACCAACUUAAUUAUUCGGGAAGAACACAUCAAAUUAAAACACGCCGGCGCGCAAGCAACUCUUUAUGGCGUACGAGAACAGUAUUGGCCAAUUGACGGUCAAAAUGUCACGCGGCACAUUAUUCAUAAAUGCGUCAAAUGCUUUCGAGCGAAACCUCGCGGAAUUGACCAUAUUAUGGGAAAUCUACCUGAAAAACGUCUCUGUUAUUCUCGACCUUUUCUAAAUGUCGGCGUAGACUAUUGCGGACCCUUUUAUAUAAAAGAAAAACGCCACAGAAACCGUAAGAGUGAAAAAGCCUACGUCUCAAUUUUCAUAUGUUUUGCAACAAAGUCCGUCUAUCUGGAACUGGUCAGCGAUCUAACGACUGAAGCUUUCCUCGGUAGUCUAAAAAGGUUCUUUUCUAGCCGGGGGAGGGCUAGCAUAAUUCACUCUGAUAAUGGCAAAAAUUUCGUAGGUGCCAACAGAGAAUUAAAAGAACUAGACAAGUUCAUACAAACAACGGAGGCCGCAGUGAAGUCGUUUAAACACCAUUUGACACGUACUGUAGGAAACACAUUACUGACUUACGAACAAUUUCAGACGUAUGUUAUCGAAAUUGCGGCAAUAUUAAACUCUCGUCCUCUUACCCCAAUGUCCUCUGACCUAAACAACCUUCUUCCUCUGUCUCCCGGACACUUCCUCAUCGGUGCCUCUCUAACAAGCUUCCCACCGGCGGACUAUCGCAAUCUACGAGCCAAUCAGUUGUCAACAUGGCAACAUGCACAACAGAUGAGAGAUCACUUCUGGUCUAGGUGA